GUGCUCCCCUUCUGCCGGGUCUGUCCGCGAUGGCGGAGGCCAACGCGGAGGUGGUUGCGGUCCCCGUGUCAGGGGCGGCCAAUGGCCUCAGCGAUGGGGCCAUCGCGACCCCCGCGCAGCCCAACAACCCGCUGUCGCGCAAGCUGCACAAGAUCCUGGAGACACGGCUGGACAAUGACAAGGAGAUGUUGGAAGCCCUCAAGGCCCUUUCAGCUUUCUUUGUCGAAAACAGUUUGCGGACUCGAAGAAAUUUGCGUGGUGAUAUUGAGCGUAGAAGCUUAGCCAUCAAUGAAGAAUUUGUAAGCAUUUUCAAAGAAGUGAAAGAGGAACUUGAAAGCAUCAAUGAAGAUGUCCAAGCAAUGAGCAGCUGUUGUCAGGACAUGACGAGUCGCUUACAGGCAGCAAAAGAACAGACUCAAGAUUUAAUAGUAAAGACCACUAAGCUUCAGGCAGAAAGCCAACGACUAGAAAUUAGAGCACAAGUGGCGGAUGCCUUUUUAUCCAAGUUCCAGCUGACUUCUGAUGAAAUGAGUCUUCUCCGAGGUACAAGAGGAGGCCCCGUUACUGAGGACUUUUUCAAGGCAUUAGGAAGAGUGAAACAGAUUCAUAAUGAUGUCAAAGUUCUUUUGCGAACCAACCAGCAGACAGCAGGUUUGGAGAUUAUGGAACAGAUGGCCUUGCUUCAGGAAACGGCUUACGAAAGACUUUACCGAUGGGCUCAAAGUGAAUGCAGGGCGCUGACACAAGAAUCCUGUGAUGUGUCUGUGGUAUUAACUCAGGCCAUGGAAGCCCUGCAGGACAGGCCUGUCUUAUACAAGUACACCUUAGAUGAAUUUGGAACGGCCAGGCGAAGUACCGUUGUUCGUGGGUUUAUUGAUGCUCUCACAAGAGGAGGGCCAGGAGGUACACCCAGACCCAUCGAAAUGCACGCCCAUGACCCACUGAGGUAUGUGGGAGAUAUGCUGGCAUGGCUCCAUCAAGCUACUGCCUCUGAGAAGGAGCAUCUGGAAGCUCUCUUAAAGCACAUAACUGCACAGGGUGUUGAAGAAAAUAUUCAAGAAGUCGUUGGGCAUAUCACUGAGGGUGUGUGUCGGCCUCUAAAGGUUCGAAUUGAACAAGUCAUACUUGCUGAACCUGGGGCAGUUUUAUUGUAUAAAAUUUCUAACCUCCUCAAGUUUUACCACCAUACAAUCAGUGGCAUUGUUGGAAACAGUGCAGCUACUCUACUGACGACAAUUGAAGAAAUGCACUUGCUAAGCAAAAAAAUAUUCUUCAAUAGCUUGAGUCUCCAUGCGAGUAAACUGAUGGACAAGGUUGAGCUUCCGCCUCCUGACCUUGGGCCCAGUUCCGCCCUGAGUCAGACACUCACUUUGCUGCGGGAUGUUCUGGCGUCACAUGAUUCUUCUGUGGUUCCCUUGGAUGCUCGGCAGGCUGACUUUGUGCAGGUUUUGUCGUGUGUCUUGGAUCCUCUCCUCCAGAUGUGUACAGUGUCAGCCAGCAAUUUAGGCACAGCUGACAUGGCCACGUUCAUGGUCAACUCACUGUACAUGAUGAAGACAACACUAGCUCUGUUUGAAUUCACAGACAGGCGCCUGGAGAUGCUACAGUUCCAGAUUGAAGCCCAUUUGGACACUCUUAUAAAUGAGCAAGCAUCUUACGUUUUAACAAGAGUUGGCUUGAGCUACAUCUACAAUACUGUACAGCAGCAUAGGCCUGAUCAGGGUUCUUUAGCCAAUUUGCCUAACCUGGAUUCUGUGGCACUGAAGGCUGCAAUGGCUCAGUUUGAUCGCUACCUCUCAGCCCCAGACCACCUGCUGAUGCCACAGCUCAACUCCCUGCUCAGUGCCACAGUGAAGGAGCAGAUUGUAAAGCAGUCUACUGAGCUGGUCUUCAGAGCCUAUGGGGAAGUGUAUGCAGCCGUGAUGAACCCAGUCAACGCAUACAAAGAUCCAGAGAGUAUCCUACACAGGUCGCCCGAGCAGGUGAAGACACUGCUCUCCUGAUGAUCUGGAUGGCAUCUGCAGAUUAUUGCUGCCUGGGAACACCAAGGGUGGUUUGGGUUUUUAAUCUAGGAGUCUUUACUUUGAAGAUUGAGAAUUACGCUUUUCUUUGUAUGAGACUGUAGGUCAGUAUAUCAAUGUUGACUUGAAUCUCUACUGCUGUGUAUCCUCUGUAGGCAGCAAAGUUCUCUUGGUCAUUAGCUGC
This is a messenger RNA of Acomys russatus (golden spiny mouse), 2205 nucleotides long. It is a transcript of the gene Cog6, whose product is annotated as component of oligomeric golgi complex 6. The coding region runs from base 30 to 2003 and encodes 657 amino acids. Gene Ontology annotation, cellular component: COG complex. The transcript is spliced from 19 exons. Gene Ontology annotation, biological process: intra-Golgi vesicle-mediated transport. The record is from RefSeq and is a predicted model, not a curated record. Lineage: Eukaryota; Metazoa; Chordata; Mammalia; Rodentia; Muridae.